AUGACAAAUUUUAUUCGCUGGUUGCUUCAACGAGAAGCAUCACGCUAUGUACCAAAAUUGAAUUAUUUUACUUUAAAAACAUUAAUUAAAAAUGAUUUUGACUUGAUCUAUUUGAAAUGGAUUCUUAAUAAUCUUAAUCAUACUCGAAAAUUGAAACUUCAUCUUCAAAUUAAUAAAAUCUAUUCACUCUCAGAUACAAUAGUUAAAGAAUACGUUGUUGAUGCAAAUUUUAUUCGUCAAUAUUGUUUACCUGAUAUAAUAACAAAUAUAAAAGAUUUUUGCUUUUAUAUUGUUUCUCAAUGUCAAUUAUUAUCGAAUCAGAUUGAAAAAAUAAUAAAUUCAUUUAAGAUCGAUGACUUUUUUAUUUCACAUCAUUUGACAAAUGUAAUUUGUUUCUUUGAUCCAUUUAAUUCAUAUCAACAUCUUUCUUCUUAUAUUAAUGUUAAUAAACUUCAAUUUAUGAAUGGUUUAGUUUUUCAUCCAAAUAUUUUUACGUGGCCACAUAUUCAAGAUGUUUCCAUUGAUUUACAUCCAUCUCUUUUUCUAUUGCUUGAACGAUUUGAUGAAAUAUUUCCUAAUGUUUCUAAUAUUCAAGUUUAUACAGGUUAA
Rotaria sp. Silwood1 is the source of this 609-nucleotide messenger RNA. The record is from the annotation of a GenBank genome assembly. NCBI's taxonomy places the organism in Eukaryota, Metazoa, Rotifera, Eurotatoria, Philodinida, Philodinidae.